Molecule: messenger RNA, 2154 nt
Organism: Symbiodinium sp. CCMP2592
Lineage: Eukaryota; Dinophyceae; Suessiales; Symbiodiniaceae
Source: the annotation of a GenBank genome assembly
AUGAGCAACCCCUUUAGCAUCCAGAUCGAGGAUGGGAGGGACACGGACUGGACCUUGGAGCCCGGCGACGUUGUCGCGGAGAGACCGCCGUCUGUGGCUGUGGUUCCGGAAGAGUGCUCUCCUGAGGAGCUACCAGGUUUGAGCGCCAAGACCAGGGUAGGCGUUUUCGCCCUCUUGACGGCCGCGUCGGCGUUUCUGGGCGGCGGCUCCUUUAGUGUCUGGCGCGAGGUCGACGUUCCAGCACGCCCCAACCUCGAAUUGCUAGUUCUAGAUGCGCCGUGGGGAUCUGCGUUGGACGAUCCGGAGACCCUCAUGGAAUUGGUGCAGCGAGACGUAGAUUGUGGCUUUGCUGAGUGGACCCCUGGCGGGCGAGAUGAGGUGCGUCAGCGGCUUGGCCGACAGUGUGCGGCUGGCUUGGGCGAUGUUGAGGAGUUCAUUUCGCGGCACCCGGAUGUGCAGUGGAUUGCAUUCGUGCUUGAUGUCAAAACAGCGCACAAGCGCGUCAAGGUGGCCCCGGAUGAACAGGGUUACUCAGUGUUUACCGCAGUGGACCCACAAGGUAAUACCAGGUGGCUGGUGUAUCGCACUUGCCACUUUGGUGGGGCAUGGAGCGCUUACUGGUGGUCAAGGGUUGCUGCAGGCUAUGUACGUCGUGGACAUUUGCUUCUGCAUCGCGCUCACUUUUUGGCUAUGUAUGUUGAUGAUGAGCUCUCAUUGUUUCCAGCUGCCACGGGCCCCUUAAUGGCAGGCCUACUCGUCGCCUUGGCGUGUGUCCUAGGAAUACCGCUCUCCUGGAAGAAAAUGGCCCUUGGGCCCUGUGUGAAAUGGGCUGGAUGGCUGCUGAACCUCCAGGGCGCACCGCGGGCUUCCCUGCCGGAGGACAAGACAGUGCGCAUUGUGAAUGGCCUGUUGGUUGUGAUACGAAGAGGCGAUGUGUGUCGCCGGGACCUCCAGUCCUUGGUUGCUGAGUGUGGCAGCAGCGCUGUGCGCCGUCCGCAAGACCUCCAGUCGUGCCGCCUGAAGCACGGUCGCGCUUGGGUGAAGUUUCUGGAUGAUGAGUCUGCGACUGUGCGACCCUCUCGACAAGAAGCGGAGGUGGCAGAAUUCUUCCUGCGCGCAGUGCGACUACGCGUGGCCGGUAUUGGUGGGUGGUUCUUGCCAGAGGGCGCGCCGCUCGCGGUGUCUUCCAUUGUCUGGUUCUCCAUCCCGCUGGAUGCCCAUUCUUUGCCCGGCUGGUUUGCUGAUGACGACACAGAUCUUGAGACGACGAUUUGCGCCUUGGAGGCUCUCGCGCAACUGGUACUAUUAGUUAUGCAGGUGAGUGAGACCGCUUGCAGCAGCCGCCGACCCAAUGUGGGAUGCAUUGCGCUGCGCCAGCAGUCAGAUAACCUUGGUGUGGUUUGCUCGUCGGCCAAGGGCUUGUCCAUGAAAGAGCCCCUCGCAUCUAUCCUACAGGCUACAGCAGUGUUUUGCAUGCAGGAACACUUGAACUUGCGGAUAAGCCACCUGGCAGGAUGCCGAAAUUGUUGGGCUGAUGCCCUGUCUCGGGGGGCAGCCCACGACGCCACUUUCUGGAGCCAGCUGAGUCCGGCACGGCGCAAGCACUUGGAUUGGCGGAGUAUCAUGCAGGAUGCUCUUUAUCCCAAAGUGCAGUUGGAGUUGGAGCUUAGGUUCGGCAACACCCUGGCGCUGAACGGCCGCGACUGCUCCACCCAGCGGCCCUUCCAGAAGAUCUUCGAGGAAGGCCCUCCGACCAUUGCGAAGCCGGACGUCUUCCACGCGAUGGAACGGGCGGCCAUGCGCUUAACCGCGCUGGUCAGCUACCGCGGCGCCGGCACAGUGGAGUAUCUCUACAUCCCGGAGACCGGCGCCUUCUACUUCCUGGAGUUGAACCCAGAUCUGCAGGCGGAGCAUCCCGUGACCGAGGCCAUCACCGGAGUGAACAUGCCUGCCACUCAGUUGCAGAUCGCCAUGGGCAUCCCGCUCUACAACGUCCCCGACAUCCGAAGGUUCUACGGCAUGGACCCAGCUGUCUGCUCCAAGAUCGACUUCUUCGCCAAGGACUACCCGCCGAUCACCUCGCAUUGCUGCGCCUGCCGCAUCACCGCCGAGAAUCCCGACGAGGGCUUUAAACCCACCAGUCCUGACACCUAA